CUCACACCUCAGCAGCAGCGUGCAAAUAAACACGCGUACACACGCGCACUCACGCACACACACACACCAUAUUCCCGCAUCCUGUAUUUUUAUGCACCUCGCACCGGGCGCUUUAUAAGCGGUCGUGGAUUAUGAUGCCAGUUUUUAUCACAGCGGAAUAUCGGCCUCUUUUUCUUCGACUGCAGCCGUAAACAGCAGUAUUAUCGCGUGCUUUUUUUUUUUUUUUUUAUAUAUUUAUUUUAAUUCCAGAUUUAUUUUGUAAUUUGGUUCCCUAGUACUACUGAGCACCGAGAGACCGCCGCGACGCAAAGCCCCACGUCCGAUGCUUUUGGAACAUGUCCUAUGUUCCCUUCCAAGAUGCAAGGUGUGCCGUCCCCCCCUCCUAUCAUCAUCAUCAUCACCACCAUCAUCGCUCCCAAGCCCACUCCUUCCACACUCCUUCCUACCACCGUCCCUCACACGAACGUCCCUCCUACGAUCGUCCCUCCUUCGAUCGUCCCUCCUUUGAGCGUCCUUCCUUUGAGCGACCUUCCUUUGAGCGUCCUUCCUUUGAACGUCCCUCCUUCGAUCGCCCAUCCUUUGACCGUCCGGCCUACGAGCGUCCCACCUACCACCGCCCAUUGCACGACCGCCCCAUCUACGACCGCCCAUUGCACGACCGCCAACCCCACGACCGCUGGAACCCUCGUCGUUGUGUGAGCUCCGGACAUCAGUACAGCAUGUUGGACCAGGAAGAGGUACACCCUCUGCUGAUGCGCGAGAGGCGCUCAGAGUCCCACAGGACCAAGCUACUGCGUCGGACAGUCAGCGUUCCUGUUGAGGGAAGGCAUCACCCCGAGAUGGAUCACCGUGCCCGGAGGAAGAGCAUAGCCACUGGGAAGCAACCCAGCAUGGAGGUCCCUCCCACUGCCCCCCUUCAACCCUUCCGACAAUCCAGUUUCCUCAGUAAGAGGUUGAAGGGCUCCAUCAAGAGGGCUAAGAGUCAGCCGAAACUGGACCGAACCAGCAGUUUCCGCCAAAUGAUCCUCCCCCGCUUCCGCAGUGCCGACCAAGACAGGACCCGUUUGAUGCAGAGCUUCAAAGAGUCCCACUCCCAUGAGUCCCUGCUGUCUCCCAGCAGCGCCGCUGAGGCGCUGGACCUCACACUGGACGAGGACGCCAUCAUCAAACCCGUCCACUCCAGCAUCCUGGGACAGGAGUACUGUUUUGAGGUGACAACGGCGUCAGGAACCAAGUGCUUUGCGUGUCGCUCAGCCGCAGAGAGAGACAAAUGGAUCGAGAACCUGCAGAGAGCUGUCAAGCCCAACAAGGACAACAGCCGGAGGGUGGACAAUGUGCUGAAACUGUGGAUAAUUGAAGCCCGCGAGCUCCCGGCUAAGAAGCGCUACUACUGCGAGCUGUGCCUGGACGACAUGCUGUACGCCCGCACCACCAGCAAGCCCCGCACCGACACCGUCUUCUGGGGAGAGCACUUUGAGUUCAACAACCUGCCGGCCGUCCGCAACCUUCGCCUUCAUCUGUACAAAGAGACGGACAAGAAGAGACGGAAGGAAAAGAGCACAUACUUAGGAUUGGUCAGCAUCCCCAUCUCGAGCAUCACCGGGCGGCAGUUUGUGGAGCAAUGGUACCCAGUCAUCCAGCCCAGCGUUCUCACAAAGGGAGCCGGCGUCGGAGGAGGGAAAAUUAUCAACGCGUCGCUUCGCCUCAAAUCCCGCUUCCAAACCAUGAACAUCCUGCCCAUGGAGCUCUACAAAGAGUUCGCCGAGUACGUCACCAACAACUAUCGCACCCUGUGCGCCGUGCUGGAGCCUGUGCUGAGCGUGAAGAGUAAAGAGGAAGUGGCCUGUGCUUUGGUGCAUAUCCUGCAAAGCACGGGGAAGGCAAAGGACUUCCUGUCUGACAUGGCCAUGUGUGAGGUAGACAGAUUUAUCGACCGAGAACACCUUAUAUUCAGAGAGAACACUCUGGCCACCAAAGCCAUAGAAGAGUACCUCAAACUGAUCGGACAUAAGUACCUCAAGGAUGCUAUCGGGGAGUUCAUAAGGGCCUUGUAUGAGUCAGAGGAAAAUUGCGAAGUGGACCCUAUGAGAAUACCACCCUCUGUGCUACCAGACCACCAAGCCAAUCUUCGAAUGUGCUGCGAACUGGCUCUCUGCAAAAUCGUUAAUUCCCAUUGUGUUUUCCCACGUGAGCUAAAGGAGGUUUUUGCGUCCUGGAGAGUGCGUUGUGCCGAAAGGGGUCGGGAAGACAUCGCUGAUCGCCUCAUCAGCGGAUCGCUCUUCCUGCGCUUCCUGUGUCCCGCCAUCAUGUCCCCGUCACUUUUCAAUCUCACCCAGGAGUAUCCCGACGAGCAGACGUCACGCACGCUCACUCUUAUCGCUAAAGUAGUGCAGAACCUUGCAAACUUCUCCAAGUUUGGCAGUAAGGAGGAGUACAUGUGUUUCAUGAAUGAGUUUUUAGAGAUGGAGUGGGGCUCCAUGCAGCAGUUCCUGUACGAGAUCUCCAACCUGGACAGCGUCAGCAAUGCGGGCGGCUUUGAGGGAUACAUCGAUCUGGGCAGGGAGCUGUCUAUCCUGCACAGCCUCCUGUGGGAGGUUAUGGCUCAGCUCAGCAAGGAUGCCAUCAUCAAGCUGGGCCCUUUGCCCCGCCUCUUGAAUGACAUCAGCAUGGCGUUGCGUAACCCUCACCUCCAGAGGCAGCCGAGCCACCAGACGGACCGGGUGCAGGACAGACAGUCGGACAGGCUGCUGUCUCGACCAAGCUUUAACAGAGGAAUCUCGUCAGAGUUCCAGAAUCUCAUGAUGAGGGAUUUAAACAGCUCCAUAGACAUUACUCGUUUGCCUUCUCCUACUUCCACCGGAGUGGUCAUGCCAUCCCGCGCCCAGCUGAGCUUUCAGGACCGCGAUCACCCUCAUCGAGCCUCCAAAGACAUGUUCUACGUUUCGCGGCCGCCCUUGGCCCGCUCCAGCCCGGCGUACUGCACGAGCAGCUCGGACAUCACGGAACCAGACGCUAAGGAUUCCCGAAUGAACAGCGUGUCUAACCUGCAGUCGGUGGACAUGCUCAACUCCUCCCAGGCCUCCAUCGCCGGUAUGGGCAGCUUCGGUGGGCUGAGCAGCGGAGGCGGUGGCGGCCUGGGGUCGGGCCUGAGCAGCCAGCUGCGGGCCGGUGGGAGGUUGUCAGCUGGCUCCGGCGGCUCCAGCAUGUCAGGCGGCCUCCGGCUGAGCCAGCUGAGCCAGAUGGGCACCACCACCGACUCGCUAUCCCAGCAGCAGCAACACCAGGCCGCCGCCAUGCGCUACCCGCUUUCCUUCCAGAAUCCUCUCUUUCAUCUGGCGACGGCUGACGGGCCACAACAACAGCUCCAUCACCAGCACAGCCGAGCUCAGCCCCCUGCGCCCCUGCUCCUGGCCCCUGACCCCGAGCCCUCUCACCAGGCCUACAUCCCACAGUUCGCCCAUGGGGGGUUCUCUCGCAGUGAGGAUCUGUCCACGCUCAGGACCCGGGAUGGUCACCUGGGCCAGCCCAGUAUAAUCCACUCGCACAGCUACAGUGACGACUACAGCAGGGCUGACUACGGACGCAGGCAAAUCUCCAUGCAUAUGCAGGAAAACCUCCAACAGCAACAUGAAAUGUUGGGAAUGGCCUCCCAGACUGGAACGUCCCACUCCUCCCUGGCCACCACUCCUCCCUCCACCGUUCAACCAAUGCGGCAGAGCUCUGUUGCUCCGCCUCCCAGCCAGCGCGUCAAGUCCCAGACUUCCCACCAGCUAUCCGUCAGUGCGGCGGCCGCGCCCGCCGCCUCUGGUAAAAGCCGUCCGCAGAGCGGGAACCUCCUCCAGUCUCCAGAGUCUGGCUACGGCGGCAGGCAGCACGGGCCCCGGCAGCUAUCGGUCAAAGACAACACUGCCCCGGGUCUUCCCCACCAGCAGAGCUCUGUCAGGGAAAGCGGGAGUCCACAAGGGACGACCAGUCAGAGCACUCAGCAGUCACCACAGCAGUCUCAACAGCACCUUUUAAAACCCACCAUGAGUAAACAGGGCUCCCAGUCACCUACCACCCUCAAUCCCCCGACCCCAGCGAACGAGCGGACAGUGGCCUGGGUCUCCAACAUGCCUCACCUGUCGGCCGACAUCGAAAGUUCACGAAUUGACCGAGAGGAGUUCAAGCUCAAGGAGUAUUCAAAAAGCAUGGAUGAGUCACGCAUGGACAGGGUCAAAGAGUAUGAGGAGGAAAUCAACUCUUUGAAGGAGCGUCUACUGAUGUCUCACAGAAAGCUGGAGGAGUAUGAGAGGAGGCUCCUAGUGCAGGAGCAGCAGACCAAUAAGAUCCUCCUACAGUACCAAAACCGUCUCGAGGACAGCGAGAGGAGGCUACGACAACAGCAAGUGGAGAAAGACUCCCAAAUUAAAGGAAUAAUUAACAGACUCAUGGCUGUGGAGGAUGAAAUAAGGGGAGGACCCAUUUAUGAGCCAAAAACCAGGAUUUUCGCUGAUCAGGGGAGGCGUCAGUCCAUCCUAGUGCAGCCCCGACUUGCGCCUGUCCCACCCCGAGUAUCCAGGAGGACCAGCUUUCCUCCCUGGGUUCAGCAGACCCCGGUGUGAAAACUGAAGGUGGAGGGGGAGGAGGAGGAGGAGGAGGAGAACAAGGAGGAGCGGUUACCAACGAUCAAGGCCCCACAGUCUCUUCCUCUGGCAUUUUCUCCAACACAUCGCCCCACAAUGGAGUCCUCCCCCAAAUUGUAGACCUUCCCUCCUCACCCACUCCUGAUUCACAACUUAGUCAGAAUGAAGAGCUCCGCGGCAAUCUAAAGACAACUUCACAGGCAACUGGAACCACAGCAACGGCAACUACGGGAAUCGCAGAUUAAAGGGGGGAGUAGGUCAAACACAACAGCGAGGAGCCAAAUCAGAGAGAGAUGGCACAAAGAAAAAAAACUGUACCCCCACUCCUGUUUUGUUUCCAUUUUACACAAAAAAAGACACUUUCUUGAAAACAUACAUGUGUCCUUAUGACCUGGGCAAGAGAGAGAAGAACACUGUGAGGGAGAGAAAUAAUAAUCACCCUGUAUAAUACAUAACACAUUAACACUAAGGGCUCUUCAAUGGACUUGAUGCUCACAUGGAGCUUUAGAUAGUAUUGGUCUUGCAGGACAAGAUCACGAUACUUUGCACCUAUUUUAAGUCUGUCACACAAAGCAACCUGCGCCUCUCUUUGACUCCAUCACGUAAGGAUUGAGCACUAAACUCUUGCACCCCAAAGACUUCAGAGUAGCCUUUAAAAAAGGAAGCAGUACAAGCUGUGGACCAGCAGUGCCUUUUAAAAGUAUUCAUACUCCUUAAACCUUUUUCAAUUUCAUUUCGUCACAACAACAGACUUAAAUGUGUUUUUUCUGGAAUUUUAUGUGACCAACACAAAGUUGUGCAUAAUUGUGAAGUCAAAGGGGAAGCAGACAUAUUUUUUUAAUAUUUCAGAUGGAUUUGUAGACAAGUCCCAGAGUUUCAGAGUCACGUACAGCUGCAAGUCUGCUGGAACAUCUCAACCAGCUUUGCACAUCUAGAGAUUAAGAUUGUGGAGAACAUCUGUGAACAUCAGCUUUUAAGUCUUGUCACAAUUUCAUAGAGUCUGGACUUUAACUAGACCAUCCAACACAUGACUAUGCCUAGCCAUGACUAGCCCAAGAUCAAAUUUAGUCUGACCAGAUCCAAAAUGUUUUCUGUGACCUUUUCAUGGCUUCUGUCAGUUACUCACUUCUUGCCACUCCUCCAUAAAGGCCAGAUUUGUGAACUGCGUGACUAAGAGCCGUCUUGUCGACAGAUUGUCCUACCUGAGCUCUGAAGCUCCUCCAGAGUCACCAUGGUGCUCUUGGCUGCCUCUGAUUAAUGCUUUCUUGCCCGACCUGACAUUUUAGAUGGACGCCCAUGUCUUGUGUCAUCCUCUCUCCAUCUUCAGAAGUCGGACUAAAGAGUCCUCUGUGAGAUGUUCAAAGCUUUGGACGUUACUUUAUGACCCAACCCACCUAAACUUCUCGGGAACUUCCUCACUGACCUUUCUGCUGGGUUCCUUGGUCUUCACCAUGCUGUUUCCACAAAACCUUUGAAGACUUCACAGAAGAUCUGGAUUUAUCCUAAGAUUAAAUUUCAGACAGAUGAAUACAAAUGGUUUUCUUUGUAGAAAUGUUACUUUGGUUUAAAGGUUUUAAAACCACAAAUCUACUUUGUGUUGGUUUAUCACAUAAAAUCCCCAUGCCAUGCAUUGACUUUUGUGGUUGUAGCAUGAGAAAAUGUAAAAAAGUGCAAGGAGUAUGAAUACUUUUGCAAGGUACUAAAGGCGCAUCACUAUCCUGAACAGCCAGCCUGCAGUCUUUCACAGGAGAGACAUGGUGAUGAACUCUGGCUUUUUUCCUAGUGCCUUUGAGAGUUUUUCAACAGGGUUUAACUAAAGAUGUGCACGUGGACAUCCACUUUAGCUUUGUUAGAAGGAGACUUAAAUGAUGUGCUGUAAGGGUCAUGCUCUAGCAUUUGAGUUACAGAAAAACAUUUUGGGAAACUUUUGUUUUGCUUUCUUCAACCUAAGGGACGACCUGUUUCCGGAAUGAGCUCGUGCAUUUUUUCUCUUCUCAAUCUCAGAACUGAUACAUGAUAAACUGGUGCUAAACAGAAACAAAUGGUGCCAUUUUACCAAGUGAGCUGUCUGUGUGUCUGCCAUACCACUGCCUCGCUGUCUCCCCCCUCCCCCUGCAACAUGUUCUUGAUGUGCCUCUGUCUCUGUUCUCUGUGCAUCCUGUUUUGCUCCAGUGUCUAAUGGGGUUGUUUCCCCCACACCCCCUGUCUCUAGAAGUGCACUAUUUCAAUAUCUGGUUGUAUUUAAGGUCACUAAAAGCAGCUUCUUAAUUUAGGAUAGAAAAAUGAGCAAGUUAUUUAAUUUUAUGUUACAGUAAAAGCUCAUUUAAUUGAGUGACAGCAAUCUAACUUAUCCUCAAACUGCUUCUUUAAGUGCAGAUAAACACAAGUUAUGUUAAUGGUUGUUCAGUGGAAUGUAUUAAAUAAUAUUUUUCCAUAUAAAUAGAUCAUUUAUAACUAUAUAGAUUGUCUUAGAUUAGCCAUUAAGUGCCUGAGGUAAAUGUUCUUAGACGAACUCAACCAAAGGGUUGAUUUGUUUCAAAAUAUUAUAUUGCACCCGCAUUUUUUUAAACAUAAAGAUUUUAAAAUGUUCUUAUUUUGAUCAGAUGUGUUUAUUUAAAAGUAAAAGAAAAUCUGAAGUUUAUGUCAUGGUAAGAAUAUCAGAAUAACUUGACAUGAUUUUGAAAAUAAAUGUUGUGACAUGUGUGUAAAAUGCCUAAAAACAUUAUUGUUGGAAGUGUUUCUAACAUGCAUUCAUAUUCAUUUUCAUUUUGAACUGUCUGUUGUAAGAUUUGUGUGUUUUCCCAGUCUGCUUCACAUUCUGUUUAAUGUGGCGUGUGAUCUGAGAGGAGGUCAGAGUAAUUAGUUUAGAUUCAUCCUAAAACCAGUGAAUGUUAAACCAAAAUGUAAACACACUAGCAGUCUUAACACAGGGACACGUAGGGCUACUUUCUCCUUUCAUUGUGAAAUCUACCUGUGUGAUGAAUGAUCCUGAAUUAACAUUGCUGUGAAAAUACCUCAAUGACUCAGGUAAACAAGCAGUUGCCUCAGAGCUGAACGCUAACACACACACUCAAAUAAUUGAAAAAAAAACCACGAAACAGGAUGAGUCCAGCUUUGGAGAGACUGCCGCUCGAUAUCUAUGCUUUAACAGCAGCUGAUCAAGCACCUCUGCCCCGUUUCUUCUCUCUCUGUGUCUCCCCUUGUUUUUCUCCCCCUUCUAGCCACUCUCAAAGCUUCAUGGAGGACAAUGUGGAACCUAAUUGGCUGAUGCACCAUCGGCAGUCUUCGGGGUGGCAUGGCCAAAUGUCCAGAGCCCUCUCUCGUGACGCGAUUGGCUGACAAAGGGAGAACUUGGGCCGUUGGUCCUAUUCUCUUGUCUCUAGGGAUGGUGCAAUCCCCCAGCGGACCAUGUAAGGAAAUGCUGGGAUUUCUUUCUUUUUUUUUCACUUUACUUGGGCCCUCUCUCUCUCUGAUUUGACAAAGGGAUUGAAAAUAAUGUGUUUGACACCUCAUUGUUGGAUCCAUUUUUCACCUAUUCAAGGUGGGCUGGACAUACUUUGGUGUUUGUGAGCCCGCCGAGCAUGCAAAGAACAGCUAUGCAGUCUGAUCAAUUAGCAGAACGGAGGAACACACAGGCCAAGGACAGCGUGGUUCUCAAAGUAAGAGAGAGAGACCUAAAGUGUAUUUCAAAGGUGCUUGACUUCUCUUGUUAUUUCAGUCCAAGCUGACUCAUAUUUAAGCAUUUCAUUUCCUUCUCCUUAGCUCUAUUAUUACAAAUUUUGAGUCUUUUUUCUUGAUUUUUGACAGACUUUAUGUUUUAGCUUUUCCUCUUUUUCGGAGUUUGAUUUCAAAAGGAAACUAAAUAUGCACAGCCUAUUUCAAAAACUGCUGAGGAACAAAAAAUCUCGCUUCAAAGAUGACUUUGGAAAAACUGGACAGAAUGUUAUUUAUAUUUCUAUAACGGAUUACUCUUAUUAUAGUAUUUAAAGGAAAAAGAAAUUCUUCAUCAGACAUCUUCUGGAGGAGAUAUUUAUUUCUUGAUAAAAAUCCGAUGGAGCGAUCCAUUUUAUAUGAACCAAGUUUUCAUACUGAGACAAUCUGAUGGAGAACAAAGUUGCUCUAAAGCACUGGAGGGACGAACUUGUGUUCUACCUACUCCCCCUGUAUGACAGUUUGCACGUUGCUGUGACCAGCCUGCUCUUUAUUUUUGGGUAUUAAUAUUUAAGAAAUAUUAUAGAAAGACACGGCAGCGGAUGUUUUCCGUCCAACAAUCGCCGAGGAGCUCUCCAUUUAUGGACGAUUUGAAAAGCCGUUGGAUGCGGAUGUUUGCUUUACGCUGACUGUGUAUUGUGUAGAGUUUGACCAGAGCAGGGGGGAUGAACUUGUUGUUUUCAUUGUGGCCAUAUUUCCAGUCGAAUUGCUGUAAAACUACUCAUUUAUUUCUGCAGCUGGACUCCGCUGACACCAGUCUGACCUGAAUAAAAAAAGAAAUCCCUGCCAUUUCUGCCUGACAUGAGAACAGAGAGAGAUAUGUUAGAGGUCCUGCUGAAAUGAGUGAAUGUGUUUGUAAAUACAUAAAUGUAUAAAUGUGCGUAUGUGUUGGCUAAAUCUUGUGUACAUAUUGGAUAUGUGUGUAUAUAUGGUAUGUCUGUGUGUAUAUAGUUUGUUUGUACAUGCAGAGUGUACAGUUAUUUUUUUCCUCUAAUGUUUCUCUCUCUUUGUAUGACUAGGUCUUCUCAAGUUCCAAACACCGAGGCAUGGAAAGGUUUUUACACGUUAUACUGACAGCUAUCAGAGGCACUUUUUACUCGCAGACUUAGAAUAUCAGCCAGGUCUGUCACUUCUAGCUACGUUCUCGAAUAAGAAGCUGCUUACAUAAUCUUAAGCUUGCACUCAUUUUCUGACCAACUUAAAAAGCUUUUUUGAUAAGAUUUGGGUGAGCAAGCAUUGUUUGUACAUAUUAUGGUCAAACCGAAACGUUUUUGUUUUUUUUAUUUCGUCCUCCUGAAAUCUUCAUUUGCACUUAUUUAAAAAGUUCUCAACUUUGCUUUGAGUUUUAUCACUUUUGGUUUCUAAGAUAUAUGUUUGAGGGUGGUUGUCAUUCAUAGGUAUAUAUUUAAUCUGACAACCCUUAUAUAUGUUUCUUGAAAUUUUGCUCCCCAAAUCCUGCGCUCAUGGAACCGUUUUAUGCAGGCAAAUCCGUCCAUGAAAGCAUACUGUUAUUACUUAAAACUGCUUGUUUUUGUAUAGGUCCUAACUAAAUAAGUGUGCCUCCUCCAUAUACUCUUACUAACCAUAGAUCCAUUAUCUCUGCUGGUCACACAUGUUCACUCCCUCCUUUACAAGCCAUAGCCCCUUUUCCCCCUCAGAUUUCCUCUAUUGUUGUUUUUCCAGGACAGACCUUUGGGGAUUUUGUGUAUAUUAAUGGAAGAGUGGUGUUGAAGAGUGUUUUGCAAUUAUAUAUGGAUUUGUUAUGAAUGUGGAUAUUCUGCUAGUUGAGUUAUUAUUGUAAUAAUGAUAAUAAUCAUUGCCUCUUUGAUUUUGUUGAUUAAUGAUGCAGUUGAAGAAGAUGACAUUGUUUCUUUUCUCCUUUUUUUUCUUUUUUUUUUUUGAACACACCGCAAUUUAUAUUUUUCGGGUGGGUGACAGCGGAGAUAGAAAUACAUAAUUAAAUUAAUAAAUAAAAAAAAUAUUUGAAUUCUUACCUUGUAGUGUGUUGUUUUUAAAUCAAGGAGUUGAAUUGAAAUACUUUAUUUUUCCCAAGGGAAAAUUCAAAACAUUCUCAAAACAAUUAAUAAAAAAAACUAAAAUAAAAUAAUAAAAUUAAGAGGCUGCAAAAAAGUCCUUCGCUCUUACAGCACAGAGUUUGCAUGCUUUCCCUGUGCAUAGAUGAAGAUAAAACAACACACAAUAAAAUUAUAUCAGCACUCCAGGCAGCACAAACCAUCUAGAAUAAUAAAAACCCAACAGCCAAAUGGUUAUAAAAAACUAAAGUGUCAGUUUGAUAUUGAAUUACUUGAUAUUUUAUGUUUUAAUUGGCAUAUCUGAGGAAAAAAGUACAUAAAUUGUACAAUCUCUUUCUUUAUUAUUUAUUGAACUAAAAAAAAUCAAAAUCUGUCUGAAAAAAAAAACUAUGUUCACCCUUGUUGCUUUCACUAGAUUUCUGAGAGAAAGUGGCAACUAGGUGAAAAUUACCUGAUUUUCAUCACUGUGACCAGUUCUACAAAAGCAGUUUGCAACUUUGGAGUAGAAAGAUACAACAAUGCCAAGUUGGAAUGAUGUAGACAUUUAAAGACAGACAUUUUUAACAAAUCCCAUGGAUCAGGAUUAUUUUCUUCAUGCAGACUCAUUCCACUCAGUGUUUGGAUGUGUGAAAACCUCCCUGGUGAGUUUCUCCUGUUUCGGGCUGCACAACCAUCCCCUCUCACCCACAGCAACAGAUGUUUUUCUUCUGUGAGUCUCCUCUCAGAUGAGCAGAGCAGAUCGUUUCUUCAUGCUGUCCCCUGCCAGUGUGCCGAGGGUGAUGAUGGACCCAAGAAGAGGGGAUUCAGCAGAACACGGCAUGCUUGUCAGGGUGCUACCCUCCCAUUGCGGAUCGCCUGGAGACCUUCAGGCAGUCUGGCAACACGUGACUUUAGAAAGAACUGAAAGAAUACGACACAGUGGAAGAGCAGGAACAUUUGUAAAGUGUUCAAUCGCCUUUCAGGGGAAAUCUUAUGUCCUGAUUUUCAUCUUUGAUGUCUAAUAACACCAAACAGUGAAACAAUGUUACCUUUUUUUAAUUUUCUCUAAUAUUCUGAAAUGAUGCAAAGUCAUUUUUUGUUAGUUUUUUUUAAUGGAAACAAAAGCAGGAUUAUAAACAGAUCUGCACAUAUCAAGCAAAAGGAAUUAUUCCAGUCCUUAGUGCCGAAAUUAUUUUCACGUUUUAUUACAUGUUCCCAUUGUAACUGGUCAAACCUUAAAAUUAAAUCAUGUCUCUCCAGCUCUAGCAGUGGAUCACAGGCAUGCACAAUAAUCUUUGCAGACAUCUGCUGACAAGUAGGAGACAUUACAAAGCAAUUAAAAACCUAGAAGCAAUAACAGUAAUCAACUUAUGCAUGUUUUUAGAGAAAUACAGCUUUUUAUGACUGAUUUAAAAGCUCUACAUUGAAAAUGUCCUGCAGUUUUGUUUUUAUAAGCAAGGUUUAGAUGUGUCUUACAAGAUGAUCCCACUCAGGUAUACUGAACUACAUAGCACCAGUUAUACCACAUACAUUGUCAAAAUUGAGUCACAGUAACUGAAAAAAAUUAUAAAGUAUAUUAGAGGUCACUGAAUUAAUUUACAAAUACUCGUUAAAAUACGGUGAAAAGCACCUGAUGGAGAAUUUCAAGCAGACCCUGUGAUUGUCCAGUUUUGCAAAAUAUCAUCACUUAUUAAAACACAAAUAGCAGCAAGAUUGGAAACCUUUAAUCUUCCUUAGCAGUAAGUUGAAACUGAUCCACUGCAGCACCAUGGACAGCUCUCCAUUCCAGUAGCCUAUCUCUCAGUCUAGAUAUGUCUAAUUCAUAGAUGUUAAACAUUCUUUAAAAAUCUCUUGUUGAAGUGUGCAAUGCAAGCGUUCUUGAAAGCAAAAAAUUCAUAACAGUGAACAAUGUGAAACAACUUUUAUCAGCCGUGCAAGGACAACGGGAAUAAACCUGUGUUUGGGUAAUAUCUAUGUAUAUUUAUUUAUUUCGCUUUACACAUUUUGAACUUAAGAGAAAUUGUAAAAUUCACUCUUGACAAAAUAAAACUUGUGUGAUAAUUUAAUUGUAUCAUGAGGUUUACGUGGUUCAAUGGGUCAACCCUCUAUGCCAUCCUGUACUAUAUAUCGAUACAAGUCGUUGUAUAUUGUUGGAGCGCAAUA
This is a messenger RNA of Gambusia affinis (western mosquitofish), 12511 nucleotides long. It is a transcript of the gene syngap1b, whose product is annotated as synaptic Ras GTPase activating protein 1b. Bases 336 to 4604 code for a protein of 1422 amino acids. Lineage: Eukaryota; Metazoa; Chordata; Actinopteri; Cyprinodontiformes; Poeciliidae. The record is from RefSeq and is a predicted model, not a curated record. The transcript is spliced from 22 exons. Gene Ontology annotation, biological process: negative regulation of Ras protein signal transduction; regulation of GTPase activity.